AAAUGAGAAAUAAAAAUGCCUGGACAAAAUCCUGGGGACUUGCCCAUUCAAGUCGGUAACAAAACUGAGUGUGCUCUAUUGGGAUUCGUGCAAGGUUUAGGAGUGAAAUAUCAGUCUAUUCGGGACGAAAUUACUGAGGACAAAUUCACCCGUGUAUAUACUUUUAAUUCGGUGCGUAAAAGUAUGGGUACUGUCAUACCUCGUCCAAAUGGUGGUUAUCGCCUGUUUUCAAAAGGAGCUUCAGAAAUUAUGCUAAAAAAAUGUUCUUUCAUUUAUGGGCAUGACGGCGUUCUGGAGAAAUUCACUCGUGAUAUGCAAGAAAGGCUGAUACGUGAAGUUAUUGAGCCAAUGGCUUGCGAUGGUUUGCGUACCAUAUCUGUCGCUUAUCGAGAUUUCGUACCUGGAAAAGCGGCUAUUAACGAAGUUCAUAUUGAUGGCGAACCGAAUUGGGAUGAUGAAGAAAAUAUUAUGACGAACUUAACGUGUUUAUGUGUGGUAGGUAUUGAAGAUCCCGUCCGUCCGGAAGUUCCUGAUGCUAUACGUAAAUGUCAACGUGCUGGUAUAACUGUUCGUAUGGUUACUGGAGAUAACAUUAACACUGCACGUUCAAUUGCCUCAAAAUGUGGUAUACUGCGUCCAAAUGAAGAUUUCCUUAUAUUGGAAGGCAAAGAAUUCAAUCGUCGUAUUAGGGACAGUAACGGAGAUGUCCAACAACACUUGCUUGAUAAAGUUUGGCCAAAGCUGCGUGUUUUGGCGCGGUCGUCGCCUACUGACAAAUACACGCUUGUUAAAGGUAUCAUUGAUAGUAAGGUAAGUGAAAACCGUGAAGUAGUCGCUGUAACUGGUGACGGCACCAACGAUGGUCCCGCGUUGAAAAAGGCAGACGUAGGCUUUGCGAUGGGCAUUGCUGGCACUGACGUGGCUAAGGAGGCUUCAGAUAUUAUAUUGACAGAUGAUAAUUUCAGCAGCAUUGUGAAAGCGGUGAUGUGGGGACGUAACGUGUAUGAUUCCAUUGCUAAAUUUUUGCAGUUUCAACUGACUGUCAAUGUUGUUGCUGUAAUUGUUGCAUUUAUUGGUGCAUGUGCUGUGCAGGACUCACCACUUAAAGCUGUACAAAUGUUGUGGGUAAAUCUCAUUAUGGACACUCUUGCGUCUUUGGCCUUGGCUACUGAACUUCCAACACCUGAUUUGUUAUUGCGCAAACCCUACGGCCGUACCAAACCACUGAUAUCACGCACAAUGAUGAAAAACAUAUUAGGACAAGCCCUGUAUCAGUUAUUUAUAAUUUUCGGCCUGCUCUUUGUGGGCGAUUGGAUACUUGAUAUUGAAUCAGGUCGUGGUCAAGAUCUUGGUGCCGGACCUACCCAACACUUUACUAUUAUAUUCAAUACAUUCGUUAUGAUGACUUUAUUUAAUGAGAUUAAUGCAAGAAAAAUACAUGGACAAAGAAACGUGAUAGAAGGUCUGCUAACAAAUCCUAUAUUUUACACUAUAUGGGUUUUUACAAUGAUCGCCCAGGUCGUAAUCAUACAAUAUGGUAAAAUGGCUUUCUCCACGAAGGCAUUAUCUCUUGACCAAUGGCUAUGGUGCAUAUUUUUUGGCAUCGGUACGUUAGUCUGGGGACAAUUAAUCACUUCAGUGCCUACCAGAAAAUUGCCUAAAAUAUUAUCGUAAGUAAAUAUUUUCGAUUCAGUAGAAAGAGACACGAGCCUUACAUAUAAAUGCACCUUUACCUACAUGUAUGGCUACACAUACGCUUAAACAAAAAUAACAGCUGUUAGAGAAAUGCAUAAUAAAAUUAAUCUCAUAUAUUAGAA
This is a messenger RNA of Rhagoletis pomonella (apple maggot), 1817 nucleotides long. Its product is annotated as plasma membrane calcium-transporting ATPase 3-like. The record is from RefSeq and is a predicted model, not a curated record. Bases 16 to 1674 code for a protein of 552 amino acids. Gene Ontology annotation, cellular component: intracellular membrane-bounded organelle; membrane. The transcript has 8 exons. Gene Ontology annotation, molecular function: P-type calcium transporter activity; ATP hydrolysis activity; ATP binding. Lineage: Eukaryota; Metazoa; Arthropoda; Insecta; Diptera; Tephritidae. Gene Ontology annotation, biological process: calcium ion transmembrane transport; regulation of cytosolic calcium ion concentration.